GGGAGGAGGAGUCAGGGCCGCGGACAGCAGCAGUCCUCUCCCUCCACACUCAACUCCUGAGCAGCCCAGCAUCAGCAUCAGCGGCUCCUGCACGUCUCUCCCCACGCCCGGCCCGGGUGCUCGCCGCCUCCUCCUCCCCAUCCUCACCAUGGCGCUCCGGGCCCGCGCUCUCUAUGACUUCCGAGCGGAGAACCCGGGCGAGGUGUCGCUGCGGGAGUCGGAGCUGCUGAGCCUGUGCAGCGAGCAGGACAUCGAGGGCUGGCUGGAGGGGGUGAACAGCCGUGGGGAGCGGGGGCUCUUCCCGGCUUCCUACGUGGAACUCCUGCGGGGAGAAGCGCCCGCUCCUGCCCCGCCGCCGCCUCCGCCUCCCCCCGCCCCGGCCGCCGGGGACUCCCGCUACGCCAACUUGCCCCCGGGAGGCUACGAGCCGGCGCCGCCGCCAGCAACAUCAUCCGCAGCCGCCCACCCCUUCCAGAGCUUCCCCUACCGGCCGAGCUCCCUCCCCUACCAGCCCAGCCAGGCGAGCGACGACGACUGGGAUGACGAGUGGGACGACAGCAGCUCCGCCACCGCAGACGAGCCCGGCGGGGCCCCGCUGGCCGCCACCCCCCUUGACUACGAGAGCAGCAGCCGCUACCGGCUCUCCACCCGCUCCGAGCUGCCGCCGGGCUCUUACGGCAGCAUCUCCUCCCGGGGCUCCUCGGCCACGGUCGGCCGCAACCUCAACCGCUUCUCGGCCUUCGUGAAGAGCGGCGGCGAGGCGUUCGUGCUGGGCGAGGUGGCCGGCUUCGUGCGGGACGGCGAGCGGCUGUGCGCGGUGCUGGGCCUGCACGGCCCCGAGUGGCAGGAGAACCCCUACCCGUUCCACUGCACCAUCGACGAGCCCACCAAGCAGACCAAGUUCAAGGGCAUGAAGAGCUACAUCUCGUACCGGCUGCUGCCCAGCCACACCGGCCUGCAGGUGCACCGCCGCUACAAGCACUUCGACUGGCUCUACGCCCGCCUGCUGGAGAAGUUCCCGGUCAUCUCCGUGCCCCGCAUCCCGGAGAAGCAGGCCACCGGCCGCUUCGAGGAGGACUUCAUCUCCAAGCGGCGCAAGGGCCUCAUCUGGUGGAUGGAGCACAUGUGCAGCCACCCGGUACUGUCCCGCUGCGACGCCUUCCAGCACUUCCUCACCUGCACGGACGAGAAGGCCUGGAAGCAGGGCAAGAGGAAGUGCGAGAGGGACGAGAUGGUGGGGGCCAACUUCUUCCUCACCCUCAGCACCAUGCCAGGGGCCCAGAUCCUUGAGCCGCAGGAGGUGGAGGCCAAGCUGGAUGCCUUCAAGGCUUUCGCCAAGAGGAUGGACGAAGGGGUGCUGAUGAUGAACCAGACAGCCGGCGAGUUCGCCAGGAAGCAGAUCACGGGGUUCAAGAAGGAGUACCAGAAGGUUGGCAUGGCCUUCAAGGGUCUGGGCCAGGCCUUUGAGAUAGACCAGCAGCCAUUCUCUGGGGGGCUGAACCGGGCCAUGGCCUUCACGGCGGAUGCCUACGAUGCCAUUGGGGAGAUGUUCGCUGAGCAGCCUCGCCAGGACCUGGACCCAAUCAUGGACUUGCUGGCAGUCUACCAGGGCCACCUGGCCAACUUCCCUGACAUCAUCCAUGUCCAGAGAGGUGCGCUAGCCAAAGUCCGAGAGAGUAAGAAGCAUGUGGAAGAAGGCAAGAUGGAGCUGCAGAAAGCUAGUGACAUCCAGGAGCGCUGUAACGUUGUGUCCUAUGCCACCCUGGCCGAAAUUCAGCAUUUUCACAAAAUCCGCGUGCGGGACUUUAAGUCGCAGAUGCAGCAUUACUUACAGCAACAGAUAACCUUCUUCAAAAAAGUGACGCUAAAGUUGGAGGAGGCGCUUCAGCAAUAUGACGCAGCCUAGCACUUGUUUCAGACUCUGGACUUGUUCUCCUCAUUUUUCGAGGUUUGGAACUGGGGUUAUAGUCUUCCACCCCCUCCCUUAACAGCCUGUUGCCAACAAUUGGCGAUGGUACACCAAUGGUCCUACACUUUUAUAGUAUACUGUGAUGAAGAAAGAAAAUGGAGCCAUUUUCCUCAUAAAUCCAGCAUAGCACAUUUAUAUUUAAAUUUUAUUAUCUAUGCUUACACACUACCAUUGUAGCUGUCUAGAGGAGUACUGAGUAUGCACUUUGCCUUACUGUUUCCUGACGUAUACAGCAGCACAUACUUUGAAGUGGACUAAUUGACGCGUGAAAUGUCAUCAGUUGCCUUUAUUUUUUGUUUUUUUUUAUUACAUUUUCUGGAUUUACCAAAAUCCUCAGUUUACAAAACUUCUACUUGAGCAAUUAUUCAAUUCUUGUGCCUUCCUUUUUUUUUUUUUCCUAGUAAUAAAUUCAUAUUUUACCACAGGAGAAGAAUGCAUCCCAUGUGAACGUUAAAUUGUGUUCUGCUCCCGAUCUUUGUUCCUUAAUGAAACAUUGCACGUGUUAUUUUACGCACUUUUGCUGGAUUUAUUUACGUUCAGUCACUUGCAGGAUGCAAACGUAGAUGUUUGACUCUCGGGUUUAUGUCAACCAAGAUAUAACCAUGUUACCUGGUCACACAAAAUAACGAGCCUAGGUCUUAACGGAGUGUUAUAUUUGCUUUCCUCUUAACAUCUGCUUAUUAUGUUUCACCACUUUGUGAUUUAACCUGUUCAGUUUCAAUGUAUUUACAGGUUUCUUUUUAAAAAAAAUGUUAUUCGGGGCAUUAAAGACCACCUGCUGAGUAAACUUAAUGGAGGCAGCCAUUUUGUUGCUCCUGAGAGUGCAGCCUAUUUACUCAGGACUAACGCCUUUUGAACCACGGUCAUGAAGUGCCUAAGUGGUGUCGCUAGUUUACCGUGAAUUGAUAAGCUACGUUCUAAUGGCUGCCUCCAUUUUGUAUGACAGGGGCUGUUUAUAAUGAAGUUGCAGGAAAAAAGCUUUUUUUACUAGAUUAAUGAAGCACAAAUGUAAGAAAACACAAUUCUUUCCAGGGACUGACCUGUUUGCAAUAUGGCCGUUUUUAACGAUAAUGCAGUUUUUUCCAAGUCACACAAUCCUACCCUUUAUGCAGAUAUUGAUUGCUGGAAUAAUAUUUAUUUUGUAUGUUAUGUAUGUAACCAACCUAUUAGUUUUUCUAUAUUGUAAGUUUCAGAAUUACAGCAGUCAGAGUUUUAUAUUUAUAUGGUAAGUAUACGGAUCUGCAAUUACUUUAUUUUAAACGACAUGUUCGGCUGUCCAGUAGCUCUGUCGCCUCUAGCAUGAUGCAGGGAUUAGAGUUUUUAAUACUUUUUCUAGAAAGGUUUGUUAUUUAUAUAAAGCAUUUAUACAUUCCUCUCUCGGUCUUGAGCAGACAAAUGAUUUCUAUAUGUUCAGUUUUGUGGCAUUUGGCACUGUUUAACAAAUCACUGCGUCACUUCUCUUGUGUUUGGCCUGUCAGUGUUAUUAGUCGCUUUUCAUUUAAUUAUGAAACAUGCAUCCAAUUCACUCUGACCUCCAUCCUCUAGAACUCUGUCUCCUCCAGUUUAAAGAACCCUUUUCCAAAAGAUAAUUUGAGUGCACCCUAAUAUAUUCUCCAAUCUUUGCAAGGGUCUCAUACUAACCUUUAUUUUAAAAGUGUAAAAAUAUUCCAAAAUGCCCACAUACCUUUAAUUUGUUUCAAACUUGUGCCACCCCACUCAGACCUCACACAUGUUCCAAAAUGCCUCCACCUACCAAAAUGCAUCCAGGUGCCCUCCGUACACCACAAACACUCCUCCCUCAUGUAUUAAACUCUCCCUUAGGUCUCUCAGACCUGUUUACAAGUCCACUGCACAUGGCAGACACUUAUGGACACUCCUCCAUGUCCUUCACCUUCUUGCAGCCGCUUCAGCCUGCAGGAGAAGGAAGGAGGGCACAUUGCAGGAUACACAGCCCUCUCGCCUCCUCUGAUUGGAUGAGCUGCAUGAUCUCUCUCAUGUAGGAAUUUUACAAGGCUGCUCCUGUUCAGUAUUAUCUGCUUCUCUGUCUGUUGUCCACCUUACACCCUGCAGCUUGUGUGUGCUGUAAAGUCACUCCCAGAACUCUGUCAGCACUUUUCCAGCCAAGUAUGUACAGUAGGGUAUAAGCGUGCAGAGUAACAGAGUUCUCUAGAGGCAAUCAUGUCUUGUGCACUUUCUAAAUGUCUGUUAUGUAGUUCAUUAAACACAUUUGUUUUACAAGUU
Molecule: messenger RNA, 4210 nt
Organism: Pseudophryne corroboree (corroboree frog)
Lineage: Eukaryota; Metazoa; Chordata; Amphibia; Anura; Myobatrachidae
Gene: SNX18
Product: sorting nexin 18
Exons: 2
Coding region: 149-1906 (585 amino acids)
Biological process (GO): plasma membrane tubulation; endocytosis; endosomal transport
Cellular component (GO): cytoplasmic vesicle; plasma membrane
Molecular function (GO): phosphatidylinositol binding; protein binding
Source: RefSeq, a predicted model, not a curated record